Molecule: messenger RNA, 420 nt
Organism: Parnassius apollo (apollo)
Lineage: Eukaryota; Metazoa; Arthropoda; Insecta; Lepidoptera; Papilionidae
Source: the annotation of a GenBank genome assembly
AUGUUGGUGUUCUGCGGUAUUGCAAAUCCGCUUCUGUUGUGGGAGAAAUAUCGGCAUCUUCUGUCCGAAGACUUCCUAAGAGCUCCGAGAUGCACUACUGGAGAUAAUACUGAGGCAACUGAUGAGCACGUUCUAAACAGUUGCCUUAGUUCACUUCAAGACAUGGUCAUUUCGAUCGGCGGCAGUUCUCUGGUGGAUUAUGGGCUACCGUCUCCACAACAUCUGGAUGUACAAGAGCGUGGAAACAGAGAGUACAACUCUGAAAUAAAUUAUGAUCUUGCUAUGAGUACCGUCGUCAAUGACCAUGUCUGUAAGUUUACCUCAGAGCAAAAGCAAAUUUUCGACACCAUCCUUGAAAGUGUUGGGCUCGACCAAGAAUGGGACGAUGGUUGUUUUCUACGCGCACUAGCAGUUAAAUAA